AUGCAUAUUUUCUUCUCUCUUUCUUUCUUUCUUUCUUUCUUUCUUUUCCUUUUAUCUUCUUUCUGUUUAUCUCCCUUCUCCCCGUUCUUUUACUUUACCUUUUUUUUCUUUUUCUUCUUUCGAUUAUUCUUUUUUUAUCUACGCUAUUUACACUACCAACCUGACCUCCACCAUCAAUGCCAGCUCCCACCCCACAUGACGGUCAAGCCACCAUCAUCGUCUCUGACCACAAUCACCUCCUAUAUGACAUCCAGCACCACUGUCAAAUCCAACACCACCAACAAAACCCCCACCGUUACCAGCAGAAAAAUCUCAUACUUGGAUUUCUUUAUUCCUCUCUUUUUUAUAUCCUUUCUUUUUCUUUCUUUCUUUCUUUCUUUCUUUCUUUCUUUCUUUCUUUAUUUUAUUAAACACUAUCUUUUUUUCGUAAAGCAGAGCGAUACCCCCAAGUGUUUUUCUAUCAAAUAG
Messenger RNA from Acanthosepion pharaonis, 468 nucleotides. The record is from the annotation of a GenBank genome assembly. NCBI's taxonomy places the organism in Eukaryota, Metazoa, Mollusca, Cephalopoda, Sepiida, Sepiidae.